AUGAAGGGGUUAAGGACUUUCCACCAUGCAUUGCUUGCAGGUUUCACCCUUGCUGUAUUGAUUCACGCCGAGGAUCAAUCAGGCUUCAUUAGCAUAGAUUGUGGAAUACCAGAAGGUUCGGGAUAUGAUGAUGAGAAAACUGGCGUAAAGUACAUUUCAGAUGUGAACUUCACCGAUGGUGGAAUAAAUCGAAGUAUAUUAUCCGAAUUCCAGACCAGUGACCUUGAACGGCAAUUUUACAAUGUCAGAAGUUUCCCUGAAGGUAUAAGAAAUUGUUACACCAUAUAUCCUGCACAAGGAAAGAAUAAUAGGUAUUUAAUCAGAGCCCGUUUCAUGUAUGGGAACUGUGACAACCAGAAUAGUGUGCCACAGUUUGAUCUUUAUCUGGCAGUUGAUCUCUGGCAAACAGUGGCACUGAGCCUGGAAGACCACUCAGGAAGUGUAACUGCAGAGAUCAUUCAUGUGCUUUCAACGAGUUAUAUAUUUGUCUGUCUUGUUAAUACGGGUCGUGGAACACCGUUCAUAUCAUCGCUAGAGCUUAGGCUUUUGGAUAGUGCAAUUCACACCACUGCGAGUCUGUCUGAUUCACUUCUACUCCAAGGACGUUAUGAUUUUUGUUCUACAACCAAUCAAUCAGUCAGGUACAAAGAUGAUAAAUAUGAUCGCAUUUGGAUGCCCAUAAAUUUCCCUGACUGGGAAACAUUAAGCCAAACAUUCCCAGUUGAUGCGCAGGUUCUGAAUGCUACGCCUUUCCAACCACCAACCGUUGUAAUGGGUUCUGCUUGCACGCCAACAAAUGACAGUGAAGCCAUGUUCUUGAAUUGGGAUUAUUCCAAUGAUUCAACUUCCCAAUAUUAUUUUUACAUUCACUUCGCUGAAGUUCAGCUCUUAGGCAACCAGAUCAGAGAAUUCAACAUCUACCUAAAUGGGAAUCUCGCUUAUGGACCUGUUACUCAUAAGUUACUCCCACGAACGGUUUUCACCCCAUCACCAGUGACACAAGGAACUGGAAGUGUCUGGCUUAAACUCAAUAAAACUGAGACAUCAGACCUUCCACCCAUUAUGAAUGCCAUUGAGAUCUACAUGGUAAAACAAUUCUCGCAACUGCAAACAGACCAAAAUGAUGUUCGUGCUAUUAUUAAUAUAAAAUCAACAUACGGUGUCAAAAGAAACUGGCAAGGAGAUCCAUGUGCCCCCAAAGUUUACUGGUGGGAUGGCCUUAACUGCAGCUACGAGAAUAGUUAUUCCCCCAGAAUCGUAUCAUUGAACAUGUCUUCGAGUGGAUUAACGGGGGAAAUAUCGCUACAUUUCGCUGAACUGACAUUACUACAAUCUCUGGAUUUAUCAGACAAUAGCUUAAGUGGAACAAUACCUGAAGUUUUAUCUCGACUGCCAUCUUUGAGAAACCUAAACUUAAAAAGAAACAAUCUCAGAGGAUCACUUCCAGAUGAACUCAGGGAAAGAUGGAACAGAGGAUUGCUUACUUUAAGUGUGGACGAAAAUCCAAAUAUUUGUCUCUCGGCUUCAUGUGAGAAAACGAAAAACAAGUAUGUUGUUCCAGUAAUUGCAUCACUUGCUACAUUUUCUGCUUUCUUAAUAGCAUUGGCGAUCUUCUUCAGCCUAAAAACGAGGAAAAAGAGUGUUAUUGGGGAGAUGGAAACAGAGUUAAAAGAUAGAAAUGAUUCUUUUGAAUCAAGAAAUCGGCAAUUUACAUAUUCAGAUGUUCUAUCGAUUACCAAAAAUGAAGUGAUGUGGCAUUCUGAUGACACAACAAAAAACUUCUACCGGGUUCUUGGUAAAGGAGGAUUUGGAACAGUUUAUUAUGGCUUCCUGGAUGAAAAUUAUCGCUACUUGGAUCACACUGAAGUAGCUGUCAAGAUGCUGUCUCCAUCAUCCGUCCAAGGUUACAAAGAGUUCCAUGCAGAGAUUAAGCUCCUGAUGAGAGUCCACCAUAAAAACUUGACAACCCUUAUUGGAUAUUGCAUGGAAGGCACAUAUAUGGGGCUUGUCUAUGAGUACAUGGCCGUGGGAAACUUGGAAAACUAUCUGUCAGGUAAAGAUGGCUACAUCUUGAGUUGGGAAGAUAGAUUGCGCAUAGCAAUGAACGCUGCACAAGGAUUGGAGUACCUGCAUUAUGGUUGUAAGCCACCCAUAGUCCAUAGAGAUGUGAAGCCUGCAAACAUCUUAUUGAAUGAAAAGUUAGAAGCUAAAAUGGCUGAUUUUGGCUUAUCCCGAAUAUUUCCAACUGAAAGUGGUACUAAUAUAAUGACUGAGGAUCUUGCUGGUACCCCAGGGUACAUUGAUCCUGAGUGCUCUAUGUACAACCGGAUGAAUGAAAAGAGUGAUGUUUAUAGUUUUGGAGUUGUUCUUUUAAAGAUAAUUUCAAACCGAGCGGUGAUUGCAAAAAUAUCUCAACAGAAUGUUCAUAUAAGUGAAUGGGUUCAAUCCAAGCUUGCAGAAGCGGAUAUCAGAAAUAUUGUUGAUCCACAUUUAGGGGAUGAUUUUAAUACUAGUUCUGCAUGGAAAGCUGUGGAACUCGCACUAGCUUGUGCAUCUAACACUUCGUCUGAAAGGCCUACCAUGACUGAGGUAGUGAUGGGAUUGAAAGAGUGUUUUGCUGUAGAAAUUGCUCGAAAUGAUGAAGGCCGUUACACAUUAGACAACGUUAAUCUGGAUUCAGAAUUUUCUCCUCAAGCAAGGUAGCAUAUUUUUCAGAAAUCCUGUGGAUCAAAGGUUCAAUCCACGCAAUGUUAAAUUUAUAAUCUUUUUUCUUUGCUUGUAAUGGUCGAACAAUCUGACUAUUCAACAAGAAGACCAUUUCAUUGUUGAACAA
Molecule: messenger RNA, 2833 nt
Organism: Pistacia vera
Lineage: Eukaryota; Viridiplantae; Streptophyta; Magnoliopsida; Sapindales; Anacardiaceae
Product: putative leucine-rich repeat receptor-like protein kinase At2g19210
Exons: 14
Coding region: 1-2703 (900 amino acids)
Biological process (GO): protein phosphorylation
Molecular function (GO): ATP binding; protein binding; protein kinase activity
Source: RefSeq, a predicted model, not a curated record